UAAGUUGUUUGAUAAUUCUGCUGCUGGCAAACUAAAAUGAUUGUCUGUUUUCUUUUCAGACUGGAUCAUUCCUUAGGGAAGCCUGGCCUUUUUCUUCCAGAAAAAGGGGUAGACAAAGGAUACUAUACUGUAGGAGCCAGACUGAUCCGGUUAGAGGAUAAGAUUGUCAAUCGAAUUUAUUCUUUUGAUGGACUUUGCAGAAGAUAUACAAUAACAAUUCAUGGCUAUUUCUGUCCUGUUAUCUACUGCUGUUGCUAUUAUUAUUAAUAAUAAUAGUAAUAAUAUGUAUUAAUUUAUUAGUAUUUUGUAAUCCAUUUUCUGCCAACAUAUGUGUCAGUAAUUUAUAUGUUGUCAUAUGCAUGCACAGUGCUUUAUGGAAAUAGAAGAAGAUUUAGUUUCUCUCCCAAAGUGCUGACAAUGUGUUUAAAAUAUUGUAAGUAAACAAAUAAAGAGAAUGUUGCCAGCUGGAUAAGUAAAGUGAGAGAUGUAUCAGACAGGGUUUCUAUAUUAUAAUUCUGCAUUUCAACUUUUCUUUGAAGACGACUUAUGGCAGUUUUUCACCAAGGUGUAUUCUUACUCAAAAUCUGCAAGUAAGAGAGGCAUCCUUCCAAUUUCUGCCUCAAAACUAGAGUACAGCUUUAUAAACAUUGAGAAGAAUCCACAGCAUGAUUUAUAAUUUGUCAUGUUUCGUAGCGUGUGUGUGUGUGGUGUUAGGAAGAAUGGUGAAUAUACAAAUUACAUGUGCCAUAUUAAAAAGUCGUCGUACAUUCAUAUCACACCUGUUUAAAAGAGUUAUCUGGAGUGCUCAACAUUAGAUAGUCUCCACUUUGCUAUCAAGAUUUAAUUAGUAAAAUUUAAAGUGCUUGCUUCCUUCCCUUCUAUUUCUUAUGAUGAGAUAUAUUUAUGUAUGUGCAUGCAGUGUAUUUAAAGUAUAUUUCUACUAGGUCACAAAUGUAAGCAUACAUUAUUAACUAGUUCUAAGGGGAGUUGUGUCUAUACCUCAAGGGGAUAAUAUAAUCCUCUAAGUGCUCACAGAACUGACAUCCUUAGCCAGCACAUUGCUGUUCUGGCCACUGUACAGAUCAGUUUCUUUUGUUCCCUUUUUUUUUUAAUGCCCAGGGUUUGUUUACACUCAGCUAUUAUACUUGGACCCAUGGAUGCAGUGGCUGCAGAGAGGCUGCUGUUUUUAAGUGGCUGGCCAAGACAUUUCCUGGAACAUAAUCAUCUUUAUCUCAAAUUCUCAAUAAUCAGAGAAGUUUGCACUCAGGUCACAAAAAGGUUGUUUGUUUUUAAUAGCAUUCCUGCAUAUGUUUCAAGGUGCCACCUGUAAAAGGCAUUAGAGCUUGACUCUAGAGGCAUAGGGAUGGCAUGAGGAACAACUUCUUUCCAGUUCCUGAGUAGGCAUAUCUUUUUUGUAAUAGAUUCUCUCUAUCAUCCACUUACUGUAUUUAACCCAUUGCUAUUUGUGCUCCCUCUAUCCCAGGUUCUCUUGAUGAAUUAUGGUGAAUUAAUGGCAGGUGAAAUUGUAACUGACAAUCUAUUUCACUGUAUGUUAUCUGUAUAGUAAAGCUGCCUUUACACUUUCCUGUGAAGAUGCAAAGAGGCACUGGAUAGAUACAGUAUAUUUUAGGAUAAAAUAAGAUUUGAGUGA
Chrysemys picta bellii (western painted turtle) is the source of this 1651-nucleotide messenger RNA. The record is from RefSeq and is a predicted model, not a curated record. Lineage: Eukaryota; Metazoa; Chordata; Testudines; Emydidae.